Messenger RNA from Fusarium proliferatum ET1, 2577 nucleotides. RefSeq lists its product as uncharacterized. Bases 1 to 2577 code for a protein of 858 amino acids. The transcript has a single exon. The record is from RefSeq and is a predicted model, not a curated record. Lineage: Eukaryota; Fungi; Ascomycota; Sordariomycetes; Hypocreales; Nectriaceae.
AUGAAGGCCAACUUUGCCCUUCUGGCUCUCACUGCCAGCCUUGGCGAGGUCUCCGCUCACUGGGGUAAGUGGAAGGAGGCUCCUAAGUACACUCCUCCCCAAGCCAUCGACAACAAGUGUCAGGAGAACCAGAAGAAAGGCUGGUACUGGGAUGAUCUCCAGGUCGGUCAGUUCGAGAAGUACAACGAUUUUGAUUUCAAGGGCUGGACCUGUGGAACCGAUAAGUCGAAGCGCGAUCUCACUGGCCGACACUUUGGCAAGUCUAUCUCUGCUGAGUGUGGCCCUGUCAAGGAGGCUGCUCCCUCUUUCGGAUGUGGCGCUGGCAGCAAGGAGAAGUCUUUCUCUCUGAAGAAGUUCCACGUCCGACCCGAGUUUGACUGCCGUCUCGAGUUCCACUAUGACAUGCCUGACGGCUCUACUUGCAAGCACCAGGCCGACUGCUCUAAGGACGGUACCGAUGUUUACAACAGCCAGUGUGGUGGUGCCAAGAACGUCCGCUUCGUCUACCCCAAGCAGCCCAACAAGCCCAAGGACAAGUGCCGUGUUGAGGUUCCCCAAAUCGACUUCGACUGUGACAAGCCUCAGCCUCCCAGCAACACCUACACCGUCCCCUCUGGCGAGAACACCAAGACCAUCCCCUAUGGUGACAACACCAAGACUGUCCCUGCUGGUGAGGAGACUACUACUGCUCCCGCUGGUGGCAACACCGAGACUGUCCCCUACGGUGAGAACACUGAGACUGUUCCCGCCGGCGAGCAGACCACCUCCGGAUCUUCUCCUGCUGAGACUACCUCCGCCCCUGUAGGCGAGAACACCGAGACUGUGCCUGCCGGUGAGAACACCAAGACCGUUCCUUCUGGUGAAAACACUGAGACCGUCCCCGCCGGCGAGCAAACCACUUCUGGUUCUUCUCCUGCUGAGACCACCUCCGCUCCCGUUGGUGAGAACACGGAGACUGUUCCCUACGGCGAGAACACCAAGACCUUCCCUGCUGGUGAGGAGACCAAGACUGUUCCUGCCGGUGAGCAGACCACCUCUGGCUCAUCUGGUUCCGAGACCACCUCUGCUCCUUCUGGCGAGACCACCGAGACUGUCCCUGCUGGCGAGAACACUGAGACCGUUCCCGCUGGUGAGAACACUGAGACUGUCCCUGCUGGCGAGGAGACCAAGACUGUUCCUGCUGGCGGCAAGACCACUUCCGGAUCUUCAGGCUCUGAGACUACCUCCGCUCCUUCUGGCGAGAACACCGAGACUGUCCCUGCUGGCGAGAACACCAAGACUGUGCCCGCUGGUGAGGAGACCAAGACCGUCCCUGCUGGUGAGAACACCUCCGUUAUCACCACCGUCUAUGACAGCACCUCCACCGUCUACACCACUGAGGUCAAGACCAUUACCUCUUGCGGCCCUGAGGUUACCAACUGCCCCGCCACUGCUGGUACCCCCGUUAUCGUCACUGAGACUGUCGCCAUCUCCACCACUAUCUGCCCUGUGACUGAGACUCUUACUGGCGACAAGCCUGGCCAGACCAAGCCUACUGAGGGUGGUGACAAGCCUGGUUACACUCAGCCUGCUGGUGAGAAGCCCACUGGUGACAAGCCUGCCAAGACCACCGAGGGUUCUUCCCCCAACGCUACCACUGAUGUCCCCGAGGAGCACACCACCAUUGUCACCAGCUACGACAGCACCUCUACCAUUUACUCUACUGAGGUCAAGACCAUCACCUCUUGUGGUCCUGAGGUCACCAACUGCCCUGUCACUGCCGGUACUCCUGCUGUUGUCACCGAGACUGUUGCCGUUUCCACUACCAUCUGCCCCGUCACCGAGACCAUUACUCACAAGGCUCCCAAGCCCGAGAAGACUGGCUCCGAUGAGAAGCCCGAGACCCCUAAGGCUCCCGAGGAUGGUUAUGACGUUCCCGAUGUCGUCCCCAGCUGCUUGAACACUUUCCUUGACUAUGUCGCCGACUGCAAGGACAACACCGAUGCUGCCUGCUACUGCCCCUCCAAGGACUUCGUUGCCAACGUCUUCGAGUGCCUCUACGCCCACGCUGAGAACGACGACACUGUUGCCCAGGCCGUCUCCUUCUUCCAGGGUAUCUGCGCUCCUUACGCCGAGAAGAACCCUGUCAUUGCCACCGGUGCCGACUCCGUCACUGAGCACAUCACUGUCACUGGCACUACCAUCAUCACCUCUGCUCACUACACCACCGUCGUUGUUGCUACCACCAUCACUGAGCCCGUUGUCGCCAGCGGUACCCCUGUUGAGGGUUCCUCCACUGUCAAGACCAUUGAGACUGAGAUCGUUGUCCCUGAGGUUGGCUUCACCUCCGGCCCUGCUGGUAACGGUCCCAUCCCUGCUCAGACUGCCCCUGCUACCGCUCCCGCUGCCGGUACUGAGGCCCCUGCUCCCGGCUACGAGGCUCCCGGCGCUGGUGAGACUCUCAUCACUGGCAAGCCCGCUGUCGGCACCGGUGGUCUCCCCGCUCCUACCGCUACUGGCGUUCCCGUGACUGCUGGUGCCGCUCGCAACGGCAUGGGCAUCGCCGCCGCCAUCCUGGCUGUUGCCAUUGCCCUGUAA